UACAAAACAAACGACCGCGUUCAUUUUUUUAAUAAUCACGUUUUAUUUGAUAUCAUUUUCUUGGGAGGGAAAAUGGACAUUUAAUUCCCGAAGUAUUUGAAAUCGGCAGUUUUAAUAUUCAAGUAUUGCUUGCGCAUAUUUAUUCCCCAGCUAAUAGUUGACUGCGCAAAAAAUACCGAAGCAGGAUAAUCGUUGGGGACUAUAUAAUAUCAUCUCAGAUUAACAUCACUUCUCACAAUAACUCCAGCUAAACACCGAAGCAGGAUAAUCGUUGGGGAAAAAAAAAAGAAGAACUAGGGUACGAGGAAGCCAUGUCCGUGAGAGCAAUCACAUCAUUGGUGGUUCUAGUGAUUCUCACUUCCGCAUCAUUGGCGGUGGAUAUUGGAUCCGAUGACUCCCCUCGGAUCCGGAUGGUCCCCGACCGUCUCCGAGAGAUAGAGGAAUCCUUUGUCCAGAUCUUAGGCAAAUCCCAUCACGUUCUCUCCUUUGCUCGCUUCACUCACCAGUAUGGGAAAAUGUAUCAGCACGCAGAGGAGAUAAAGCACCGUUUCUCGGUGUUCAAAGAAAAUCUUGAUUUAAUCAGAUCCACCAACAAGAAAGGCUUAUCUUACAAACUCGGUGUCAAUAAAUUUGCUGAUUUAACCAAACAAGAGUUUCAAAGGAACAAGAUUGAUGCUGCUAGCUUUGCCACUUUAAAGGGCAGCCACAAUCUCACAGAAAGAGCUCUUUUGGAAACCGCAACUCCUAGUGUUAAAGACUGGAGAGAAGAUGGUAUUGUUAGCUCGGUCAGAGAUCAGGAACAAUGUGAAGCUGGGUGGGCAAUCAGUUCUGUUGGAGCUGUUGAGGCCGCUCACCGUAAGAAAUAUGGAAUCAGAAUAUCUCUGUCUGAGCAACAACUUCUGGAUUGUUCUACAAAUAACAAUGGCUGCGAUGGCGGCUUUGCUGCCAAAGCCUUUCAGUACAUCAAAGAGCGGGGACUCAUCUUACGAGCAGUUUACCCUUACGAAAGUACACAGAGAAUCUGCAGACAUCAGCUGGCACUUCCCCGUGUAUUAAUCAGGAGCUAUCGCAUAGGAGUGGAUGAAAAUGAACUGAAGCAAUGGGUUGGAUCCAUAGGGCCAGUUACCAUAGGAUUUCACGUUAAAACCUCAUUCGCUUUUUACGAGAGUGGAGUCUACACUAGUAGUGAGUGUGGAAGUACUACAGAGGACUUGAACCAUUUCAUGUUGGUGGUUGGCUAUGGAAUUGAAGACGGUAUCCCAUAUUGGCUUGUACAGAACUCAUGGGGAACGGACUGGGGCGAGAAAGGUUACAUCAAGGUGGAGAUGUGGAAGAACAUGUGUGGUAAGUCAUUUAUCAUGGAAUUUAAGCUAUAUAACCGUAUAUAUUGUAGGAGAUAAGAUUUCAUAUCGAAAAUAUGAAAGAGACUUAAGUAAUAUAUAAUACUAUUAUAACCGCAUGGGCGUUCGGGUACCCGUUGGCAUUCGGGUCGGGUUUUUCGGAUUUCGGUUUUUUUUUAUAACACAUCCUAGGUCUCAUUCUAGUAAAUUUGCAAGUACGGAUCGGGUUCUGAUAUAACACAUCGGAUUCAGAUCGGUUUUGUAUCACAUCAUAGAACCCAUAAAGUAAUCAUAUAUCAUUCGGAUUCGGGUUAUAUCGGAUCGGUUCAGAUAUACCCGAAAUAAAAUCUAAAAUUUGAAAGUAAAACAUAAGAAAUAUAUAUUUAUUUAUAUACAAUUAAGUAUUUAAGGUAGUUAUUUAAAUUUUAAAUACUUAUUGU
Molecule: messenger RNA, 1780 nt
Organism: Brassica napus (rape)
Lineage: Eukaryota; Viridiplantae; Streptophyta; Magnoliopsida; Brassicales; Brassicaceae
Product: thiol protease aleurain
Exons: 7
Coding region: 312-1400 (362 amino acids)
Biological process (GO): immune response
Cellular component (GO): lysosome
Molecular function (GO): cysteine-type endopeptidase activity
Source: RefSeq, a predicted model, not a curated record